Molecule: messenger RNA, 6619 nt
Organism: Liolophura sinensis
Lineage: Eukaryota; Metazoa; Mollusca; Polyplacophora; Chitonida; Chitonidae
Product: dedicator of cytokinesis protein 3-like
Exons: 54
Coding region: 110-6040 (1976 amino acids)
Biological process (GO): small GTPase-mediated signal transduction
Cellular component (GO): plasma membrane; cytoplasm
Molecular function (GO): small GTPase binding; guanyl-nucleotide exchange factor activity
Source: RefSeq, a predicted model, not a curated record
AAAGCAGUGGUUUGUAUUUUCGAACAGGAAGUAAAUUGAAUGACGGCUGUCAUUAAAUACCAGUUCCAUUCAGCCAUUAGGUACAGGAAGAGUGUGAUUAUCCGCAAAAAUGGCCUGGCGACCAUCCAGGAUUAAAUGUGGCGUUGGUGUAUGUAAUUGCAAAGCACAGGGCAGUGAGGGACUUGAAGUCAGAGUAGGAGAGAUAUUUCACAUCCUUGAGGACUACCAUGCUGUUGAUAAUCAGCCACCUGUGUGGUUCAGAGGGACUUCAUUAAGGAGCAAAGGAAAAAUGGGUGUUUUCCCUGCUUCCUGUAUUGCUGCGAAGAAAUUUACAGUGGAAAAUGAAGGAAAAUAUGAAACAGUCACACCUUCCCAAAAUGCAACAGUGAAAGAAGUGGUGUAUGUUUUACAUGAGUGGUGCCCUUUAUGGAAGAAGUUGUAUUUGGCCAGAGAUUUGAAACUUUUUCAAGACAUUGGCAAAACCAUGUUGGAGUUGAUUAGGCUCCGACGACAGCUGCUUUCUGACACACUUACCCAUGACCAAGUCAAAGAUGUUAAACAGAAAAUCAUUUCUCUCAUAGAUUGGGGCAAUAGAAAUUUAGGUUUGGAAUUUGUUCCACGCAUAAAUCAGGAACAAGUUGAGGCAGAUGCUACAAGUGCUGUCAAGCUUUAUCGAAUACAUGCUCAACACACCAGCAACAUUGCUCAAGGAGCACCAGGAGAGAGAGUGGGAAGUGGAGACGUGAAACAUGCACCCAUUGACGAUGCUCUUUUCCACGUGAAUGACUUUCUUUGCAAUCCAGGAGAGUGUGGGGGAAUUGGAGACAUUAAACCUGCACACACCUACCAUAUUCUUUUCCACCUGAAGGGCUUCCUUUGCAAUGUGGGUGACACAACAGAUAUCUUCUUUUCUCUGUAUGAUGCUCAACAGAACACACAUAUCAGUGAAAGAUUUAAGACCACAUACACAAAGAAUGGUAUUCCUGAAGACAUGGAGAGACUACAUGAGGACCGGGUGCUAUUUACAAGCCUGGGCUACUCCGAUUUACAGAAAGAUUUAUACAUCAUAGCUUGUAUGUACAGAAGAGGGAAAAUGAAAGUGUCUGAAUCAUCUAAAAGACUCCUCAGUAAAAACUCAACAUGUCUACAAACGACCAUAUGGGUGUGCAGUUCACAGUCUUCGAGAGUUUUUGCAGUCUUCAGAAAGAUACGAAGAAACAGAAUUUUGUAUGAAAGUCCAUAUUGCAAUGAAAGCGAAUCUCAGUUCCCUAUUCUCCUUGAGGCUCAAAUAAAGAAACAGUCACAUGGAGCCAGAUACAUUGCUUCAGGAAAUCCAACUCAGAGUCAAGCUCUGGUGGGGUCCUUACGGUGUCUUGAUGGAGAUUUGCAACAGGUCCACUUGCAGAACCCCCUACUGUUCAGCAAACCUUUUCCUCGGGCCAGCAAGAUGGGCUUCCCAGACGUCAUCAAUCCAGCUGAUGUUCGAAAUGAUCUGUACAUCACGCUGUACUGCGGGGAGUUUGAGAAGGGAGAUAAAUCAGCAGCCCGUAACAUUGAAGUCACCAUGACCGUGUACGACAGCAACGGAGAUCAGAUUCAGGAUUGCAUUAUUGCGGGCAGUGGUGAUUCACCCAAUAAGGAAUAUCAGACUGCAGUAUUUUAUCACAACAACAAGCCUGAGUGGAAUGAAACAGUAAAUGUUUGUCUCAACAUGGAUCAGUUUCCAGGCUCUCACAUUCGCCUGGACUUCAAGCAUUGCUCAACACGCUUUAGGGCCGAAAAGAAACUGUUUGCCUUUUCUUAUGUCAGCAUAACAUCUGAAGCGGGUGUAACACUGAAAGAUGGGAUGCAUAAUCUCUGCGUGUACAAGUGUGUGGAUCCCAAAAAGUUGCAGAACACAUCCAACUACCGCCAGCUUAUUUCCUUUGUGGAUGACCUCAACGUGCCAGAAGCCAUGGCUAGUGUUUCUUCCGGACCAAAGUUUGAUCUCAGUCGUGAAAGAUUCACUAUCUGCUCCAAACUUUGCUCAACAAAAUUUACACAAAAAGCGGACCUUAUGGCUGUUCUCCAGUGGAAACGAAACCCUAAAUAUCUUCCAGCCAUAUUGGAAAAGUUACAAAACCUGGAGGGUGGAGAAAUGGUGCAGUUUUUGCAAGAUAUCCUGGAUGCAGUAUUUGAUAUGUUUGGAUCACACAUGUCCAAUGCUGCUCACAAUUCACCUCAGGUUUUCAAUGCCCUGGUGUACAUUUUGAACCUACUGAAGAAGCCUGAAUUUGAAAACUUUAUCCCAGUGUUAGACACCUACAUAGCAAAGACCUUUUCAGCAUCAGCCUUGUACAAAGAUUUGAUCCAAUGUAUAAAGGACAAAGUUCAUCAGGGUUCAGAGAGUAGAAGAGUGCCCAACCUGUUGACAACCUUUGAGGUGUUGGAUUACCUGUUCAAGAUCUUGGUGAGGUCUCGGGAGCUCUCCAGGUCCAUGAGUGUAGAGGGAGAUGAAAACUUUAAGGAGGAGAUCUCAAAGCUUUUCAAAGAAAUGCACAACUUCAUUGCUCUUGAUUUUGAUGGGCUUCAAAUGGCCCAGCGAUCACUCCUGCUGCACUUGUUCAAGUGUUCUGAGGUGCUGGAGCACCUUCUGCCCAAGGAAGAUGUCUGUAACCUGCUGUGUGACUUGGUUAGAGUCUCAAAAGAUGGACGUGGAGGAUGCCAACAGGCAAAAAUCCAACUUCUUAGAGACUGUGUCAAUUCAGAUCUCUUCAGAAUCAAAGACUGCCGAAAUGUCUUACUGCCUGUGUGUAAAUCCCAGAUCAAAAAGUGCCUCAUUCAAAAAGGAGACGUUAAACAUUGUACAGACCUUUUGGGGGAUAUUUUGCACUGCCUUUCCACUUUAAAAGAUGUAAGAUAUGAGAAAGUAGCUGUGUACAGUGAUGUCAGCACCCUGGUUCUGGCUCUGUUUGAUGUUGUCCUCCAGACAGCGCAGCACUACCAAGCUCAGCAUGAUGACCCCGAACAUACCAAGGUCGUGCCACCACUGGUGGCCUGUAUCAUUGAGAUGUUGAAACUGAUGGAUGACAGUCACUACAGCGAACUCCUGCAGUCGUACCCCAGGGGAAAACCUAUGAAGCAAUUUCUCACAAGAGUAUUGACAACAUUUCAAGAGCUCAUUAAAGCAAACAUUUUCCCCAAAGAUUGGUUUGUGAUGAAAAUGGUGACUAACAAUGUUAUCCUGACGGCCGUCCAGUAUUUUGCUCAAGCUCUGACAGAUUAUUUCCAUGAGGAUUUAGAGUUUGACUACCAGAAUCACUCACGAUCUAUCUGGAGUAGUUACUUCCACUUAGCUGUUGCUUUUAUUACCCAGCCAAGCUUACAGCUUGGGGACUUCUCACAGGGAAAGAGAGAGAUUGUCCUGGAAAGAUACGGGGACAUGAGAGUUUUACUGGGCUUCCAGAUACAGACUUUGUGGCAGUCCUUAGGAAACCACAAGCAUUAUUUCAUCCCGGACUUGGUUGGGCCCUUUUUGGAGAUCACUUUAGUGCCCUCUGUGGAACUGAGGAAAGCCAUGCUCCCUAUCUUUUUUGACAUGAUGGAAAGUCAAAUCAAGCACAAAGGCCAUUGCAAAGAGCUCGAGAACGAGAUGAUACUACAGCUCGAUCAGUUGGUCACAAGUUACAAAGGGGACGUUGAAGUGAAGACAAUGUUUGAAAACAUAAUGCAAGAAAAGUUGAGAGGAAAUAUGGGCCUGAAAGAAAAUGGUACAGCAUUCAUGAAGUCCAUUACAAACCUAUUGGAACAACUUCUAGAAUACAGGCAAGUUCUCGAUGGAGAAGAAAACCGAGACAAACGAAUGCACUGUACCUUUAACAUUCUUAACUUCUACAAGGCAGAUGGCAACAGGACAGAGAUGUAUGUGCGAUACAUCGACAAGUUGCACACAUUGCAUGUAGAUGCUCAGAAUUAUGUAGAAGCUGGCUUCACACUGCUGCUAUAUGCGGAUCUUCUACCUGAAGGCUGGGCGGAUGACGCCCUCCAAGCUGAACUCUCCUACCCACCCCAGAGGGUGUGGGAGAGGAAAGAGGCCUUAUUCAAGGACAUUAUUGACCACUUCGACAAAGGAAAGUCUUGGGAGUACUGCAUCCCACUUUGUAAGGAGUUGGCUCAACUUUAUGAGAAGAAGUGUUAUGAUUACCUAAAACUGAGUGAAAUCUUGCAAAAGCAGGCAAAAUGUUUCACCAACAUUUUGGAAGGACCAGCCCUGAGACAAGCACCAGCAUAUUACAGAAUUGCAUAUUAUGGGCAGAGUUUCCCCCCUUUUGUACAGAACAAAGAGUUUGUCUACCGUGGGGAUGAAUGCCAAAGAUUGGGUGCCCUGAUCAGUCAGCUUCAGACUGAGUUUCCCUCAGCAACCAUCAUGAGCUCAAACAGUGCACCUCCAGAAAAUAUCAAGAAUGGGGAAGCACAGAACAUCCAAAUAUCCAGUGUGAAACCAGUGCCCAAAGAUCGCCCAGAAUUUGUGAAUAAUGCUGCGCCCUCAGAAAUUCGACAGUUUUACCAAGUGAAUGAAAUUGACACCUUCCAACUUGACAUUCCCUUUCACAGAGGGGAAAAGGAUAAGACAAACGAGUUUAAGACACUCUGUAUUGAGAGGACCAUCCUCCAGACAUCCUAUACACUGCCAGGAAUACUGCGCUCCUUUGAGGUCGUGAGCAGUCGCCGCGUUUCUCUGACGCCAAUUGAGUGCGCCAUUGAGCGCAUGAAUGAGGUGAAUAUGGAGCUGCGGAGCCUGGUGGACAAGUGCAGGAUGCAGCCAAACGAGUACUUCAACCAGCUGGAAAUGAGGCUGAAUGGAGUGAUUAGUCCCAGUGUCAAUGGUGGAAUACCUUUGUUCCAAGAGGCAUUUUUCACAUCAGAGUUUCCUCAGCAGCACCCAGAAGAAUCAAAGCACCUGAGUACAUUAAAAGCUACAGUGGUGGAACAGAUUCAGCUUCUAGAGACAGGUCUCAAGCUGCAUGGUAUGAUAGCCCCAGCUUCCCUGCAACCGCUGCAUAAAUCACUGGAGGACUCCUUCCGCAGCCUGAAGCGCAGUGUCCGGGAAUCGGGGUCGCCCUCAUUUGUACACUCACUGCACUCGUCUCCUGGGAGCUCCCGUGGACCUGCUGAUACCAACAGUGUGAAAUCUUUAACCAGCACCCCACCAAGUAGUAACAGGUCAUCAACCACCAGCAGUGACAUUAAUCUGAUGAAAUUUGAGGAGGAUGACAUCUACACAGAGGCACAGGCUGAUUAUGAAGCGAUUCCCAGCCUGCCCCAGAAGAGGCUAAGUUUCUCCUGUUCCACAGGCGAUGUGCCUUCCCCAUCUGGGUCUCCUUCACAAGCCCAGCGUCCUCAUUCUGUAUUCAUAGAUAGCAAACAUAGUACAGAUAAGCCCAAAGAAAUGGUGCGGAAUGGGAAGACUCAUGGGAGUGACUCCAAUCUGUUAGCAAACAGAGUGCCAGUGCAAACUUCUCAGAAAGGUCUGAAAAAUUCCAAAUCUAGUGAGAACAUUCGCCCUCCAAUGUCCAUAUCUUCCAAUCCCUCAUCCCACUUGAGGCGAAACCAGUCCCAACAAGGUCCCAAAGCUGGCCAUGACAGCGCGGCACCACCCCUGCCCGUGCGACGACCAAUCACAGUGCUUCCUAAAAGCAUAGCCCCAUCAUCACCAUCUGCCUCUGCCUCAGUGAAUGGGAAGGAUGUUACACCUCCAAGUCUACCUGUCAGCAGAAAAGCUUCAGCUGGACAGCUAGGCGUGUUGACGGAAGUGAGCCGUCUGUCAGCAGUAGAGGAAAAGGCUCCUGAAAAACCAAAGAAGGAAGUAGAAUCCAAAAGCAGUGCAUCAGUAGAUACUAAGUCUGCACCACCCCUGCCACCGAAGAACCUGUCCGUUCGCACACCACCCCCACCAGCACCAAAACCUUCUCACUCUUCUAGACAAUCUCACCGAGCCCCAAAUUUGCCUCCAAGAAGAAACAGUCAAAAGGAGUCACCAGCAGAGGCUACCAAAUUAUGACCAUAAAGAAAUCCAUCCCCCCACGCUCUCAUAUAAGUCCCCCCACCAUUCUCCCCUGCCCCUCAAUAUGUGACCACAGACAAAGGUCUUCUCUUGUGAUAUACUUUAUUCUUUGUACAUAUGUCUGUCAUAAAUUUUAUAUUAAAUUUUUUAGAACUAACUGAAAGUAUUUUCAUUAUUCGUGGUGUAUUGUGUAUAUGUGAGGCCGCAAAAGAGAUUCAGCUAGUUGCUUGCCAGUCUGCUGGGCUGUCAUCUCUGCCUGUUCAUUAAUGUGACAAUACUGCUGAGGGGUAACGAUGUGAGACAGAUUUUACACAGUAGAAGAACGAAACCCACACCCUGUUCAGCCUGGUUUUUUUAAUUACCUUGUUGAAGUUUUAAUUUAAAUACCUGUAUUUGUUAUUAUUAUUAUGAUCAUCCUUCUUGUUUUACAAUUAAUAACUUAAAAUUGCAAUGAUAAGUGCUGAUUUUAACUAAUUGUAUGAAUGUAGCAAAGUGUUGCUAAUGAAUAUCACAUCAUUACACAGUAAGUUUUCCCUUAAAAAUUGCAGAUAAGCAGGGCAGUUUUUCUUAAUAUUG